AAUUGAAACAUCAUUACAUCGUUUUAAUGAAGUUGUCGAUAUUGCACGUGAACAAAAUCUACGCAUACGUGGUUAUGUAUCUUGUGCAGUUGGUUGUCCUUAUGAAGGAAAAGUUAAGCCAUCACAAGUUGUACCUCUCGUUGAAAAACUAUUAAAUAUGGUAUCACUUGGUGAUACGAUUGGUGUUGGUACACCAAACUCUAUUCAUGAAUUACUUAAAGAAAUACAAACAAGUGGUAUACCAUCAAAUAAAUUAGCUAUGCACUGUCAUGAUACAUAUGGACAAGCUAUAGCUAAUAUUACUAAAUCAUUAGAAAUGGGUAUACGUUGUAUUGAUUCAAGUGUUGCUGGUCUUGGUGGAUGUCCAUAUGCUAAAGGUGCAACAGGAAAUGUAGCUACAGAAGAUGUUCUUUAUUUAUUAGAAGGACUUGGUUAUGAAACCGGUGUUGAUCUUAAUCGUUUAAUUGAUGCUGGCCAAUUUAUUACGGAUGCAUUGAAACGAGAAAAUUUAUCAAAAGUUGCCCGAGCAAUUUUAUGUAAACGACAAGAUGAAACGAAAACAACAGUGAAGAGCAAAACAGUCUAA
Molecule: messenger RNA, 586 nt
Organism: Rotaria sp. Silwood2
Lineage: Eukaryota; Metazoa; Rotifera; Eurotatoria; Philodinida; Philodinidae
Source: the annotation of a GenBank genome assembly